Molecule: messenger RNA, 2033 nt
Organism: Rubroshorea leprosula
Lineage: Eukaryota; Viridiplantae; Streptophyta; Magnoliopsida; Malvales; Dipterocarpaceae
Source: the annotation of a GenBank genome assembly
GAGUUUCAGGUUCGAUUCGAUAAAUGUGCUCGACACUUGAAUUAGGGUUCAACAAUUUCAUCAAUCUUACCAGGUUUUGUCCUUCUCUUUUCUUUACAUAGUUUUCCUGCUUCAAAGAUUUUUUAGAAAUUUCCCAGAUUUUUCAACUUAAUUUUUUUCAGAAAUUCCCAUUGUUGAAGGAAGUAGAGAUUGAGAUUAAAAGUGAAAAUGCUGUGUAGUUUUGCAGUGAAAGCAAGGAGUUUGAGAACCAGGGCAUUUUCCCCUUUGGCAGUCGAAGUAAUGGGGUCUAAGAGGCUCCUUUCAAACUCAUCUGUGUCGGCUUCAUCAACUGUUGAGGGAAAGACAGAUAAGAAGCUCAAGGGAUUAGCUACUGCAGACUUAAAUUCUGAUGAGGGUGAAGUUAAGGGGAAUGCUAGGAAAGGUAAAGUGGCUGAGCAGGGCAAGAAUGAUAAUAAAGAACAAGGUUUGGUGGGUACCAAUCAAAAUUCCAGAGAUGGUGUUUUUAAGGAUAUCAUGAAUGAUCCUGGCAGAAUCAACACAAUGACAGUUCAACAACUCAAGGCUGCAUUGUGGAAUGCUGGCCUCCCUGCCAAAGGUUGCAAGAGUGACCUUGUAUCUGCCUUGAAGACUUAUUUGGAUAAGCAAUUAGAUGGUGAAAGUUCUCAUUUAGGAGAUGAACAACUUUCCUCCAUUUCUGCUCAAGGCAUCUCAGUGGCAGGAAAGACUAACACAUUAUCAGGUGAACUGGAUGCUAAAAUUGUCAUGAAAGGAAGAAGCUUUCAAUCAAGGAAGCCUUCUCAACCAAUCAGGAAAGCAUCUUUGGUUAUUGAUGGCAAAGACACUAAUGAUGGAGUUAAUGUUCCAAUGAGUCAACGUGAACCGUGGACAAUUUUUGCCCACAAGAAGCCUCAGAAAGGGUGGAUAGCCUAUAAUCCAGGAAUCAUGAGGCCUCCACCACUUACAGGAGAUACUAAAUGUAUGAAGCGAAUGUCUUGGAAUGUGAACAGGCUGAGAGCGCUGCUGAAGUUAGAGGGGUUCUCUGCUCUUGAGCUUGCUAAAAGGGAAAACUUUGAUGUAUUGUGCUUACAGGAAACGAAACUGCAGGAGAAAGAUGUUGAGUCAAUCAAACACUCUCUUUUAGAGGGAUAUGAGAAUAGCUUCUGGACAUGCAGGGUUUCCAAACUUGGCUAUUCUGGUACAGCAAUUAUAUUCUGGAUAAAGCUGCUUUCAGUCAGUUAUGGCCUGGGCAUAUCAGAUCAUGUUAGUGGAGGUCGUCUGGUGACCGCUGAAUUUGAUACAUUUUAUUUGCUAAGUGUCUAUGUUCCUAAUUCUGGAGAUGGCUUGAGAAGGCUGCCAUACAGGAUUACAGAAUGGGAUCAAUCUCUGAGCAAUUACAUGAAGGGGAAUAAGAGGAGUGCUGGGUUUACAAAUGAAGAAAGGCAGUCUUUUGGAACAAACUUCAUAUCCAGGGGGUUUGUGGAUACCUUUGGAAAGCAACAUUCUGAUGUUGUUGGCUAUGCUUACUGGGGUUAUCAACAUGGUGGCUGCAAAACUAAUAAAGUAUACGACAUUCCACAUCCGAGGUUGGCGGCUAGACUACUUCCUUGUCUCAGAAUCCAUUGCUGACAAGGUUUACGGUUCAUACAUUCUUCCUAAUGUUACCGGUAGUGAUCAUUGCCCUGUUGGCCUUACAUUGGCACUCUAGUUAAACCGUCAGUAUUUUAGCUAUUGUUCUGACUACCAGAUGGAUUAUCAACCCAAAAAACCAACUCCCAAGAAACUUGAUGGUGCGGACAGUUGGAAAAAAGCAGAUGUAAGUGACCAUUUUGCUGCCCUAAUCCCAGUGAGAAAAACUGCUUCAUAGCUUAACUUACGCUACCAGCUCUGGUUUUCUUUCCCCAGUGAACAAAUUUAUCAAAUAUUUUGCAAGGUCGUCUCCCGUAUGGGAAGGGAAGGGGGUAGAACUUAAAUUUCCAGAGAUUUCACUGAAAUUUUAAUUAGUCGGUGUUUGUACAGUCUAUUUUCCUGAUAUG